UAUAUAUACUUAAUUAUGUAGUAGAAAAUUAUGCGAAAAUUACGAAAGAUUUCAAUCAUAAUAAGAAACUGCUUAAUCACCCGACGUAUCUAAUAAGGUGAGAUGCAAUGGUUCCUCAUCGAUAGUUGUUUUUGAUGUAACAGCUGAUGAGAGAGAUGUCAUGAGAAAUAACUUUUGAUUAGGAUGGCUGAACUAGUCGAUAUUGUAAUGGUUUUGAUGAUUGUGGCGUGACAAGCAGCAUUUUCCAUCGACAAGGAGUAUAACUGUCAAUAUUGUAAAUAAGUAACGAUGAUGCUGUGCAGGUUUAUAAGGGCAGGCACUUUUCUGCACAUGAGACCGAGUAACUUGUAUAACAACUCACUUUCCAAGUGUUACGCGCGGACAUACGUUUUACAAUCGUCUCAGCUUUCGAGGAGAAAAUUGCUGAACCUCAAGCACUUGAAGAAAUUCACCUCAGAUGCCUUCAAGACCAGAGUGAUAGAGGCCAGCAAACAGGCUGGUGGUUUUAAAAAAGUUAAAAACAAAGAGCUCCGCAGAUUGCUUUUACUGGCAGCGCCGGAAAAGUGGAGACUUCUAGGUGCCAUUACAUUUUUAAUCAUAUCCUCUACAGUUACUAUGGCUGUACCAUUCUGCCUUGGUAAAAUCAUAGACAUUAUUUACACCAAAGACCAGGACAAGACAAGGGACAAUUUGAGUAAUGUUUGUCUCGUGCUGCUCGGAGUUUUUGUGUUUGGUGGAUUGUGCAACUUUGCCCGAGUGUAUCUCAUGUCAACGACGGGACACAAGAUCACUCAGGCCCUGAGGAAAAAGGCGUACGCCGCUAUUUUGAGUCAGGAGACCGCCAUGUUCGAUACCGUCAGCACUGGAGAAUUGGUCGGGAGACUGUCAGGUGACGCGCAGCUCGUGAGUUCGGCGGUCACGAGCAACAUAUCCGACGGUCUGAGAUCUGGCAUUAUGACGACAGCCGGGAUUUCGAUGAUGUUCUACGUGUCUCCGCAAUUGGCAUUGGUGGGCCUCUCGGUCGUGCCUCCAGUGGCAGGAAUGGCCAUUCUCUACGGCAGGUUUGUCAAGAAAAUCUCGAAAGACGUGCAAAACAGCCUCGCCGUACUAAACACGACCGCGGAGGAGAAGAUCAGCAACAUAAGGACGGUAAAGGCCUUUGCCCAGGAGCUCAACGAAAUCGAGACCUACGGCAAUAAGCUGAAGGACCUGCUAAAACUGUGCUACAAGGAGAGCUUCUACCGUGGCUCGUUCUACGGACUGACGGGGCUCUCGGGCAACGCGAUAAUACUCUCGGUGCUCUACUACGGCGGCUCGAUGCUCUCCGACUCGACGAUAACCGUCGGCAACCUCAGCGCGUUUCUCCUCUACGCCGCCUACGUGGGUAUAUCCAUGGGUGGGCUGUCGAGCUUCUACUCCGAGCUGAACAAAGCCCUCGGCGCCAGUACGCGGCUGUUCGAGUUGAUAGACCGCCAGCCGAGCAUACCGAUCGAGGGCGGCCGGAUCCCAAAGGCAGAACUCUCGGGAGACAUUGUCUUCAAGGGCGUCGACUUUGCGUACCCAGCGAGGAGCGACUCGAUGAUCCUGAGGGACUUCAACCUCCAAAUCCCGAGAAACUCGAUGACCGCGGUCGUCGGGCCCUCCGGCUCCGGGAAGUCAACGGUGGCCUGCUUGCUCCUAAGGCUGUACGACCCGGUCGGUGGCUCGGUGCUGCUGGACGGCCACGACCUACGAGAGCUGGAGCCACGCUGGGCAAAGCGGCAGUUUGGCUUCGUCGCUCAGGAGCCGGUCCUCUUCAACGGCACCAUCAGGGAAAACAUAACGUACGGCAGCACCGACGCGACUGAGGAGGACGUGCUGCGAGCAGCCAGGCAAGCCAACGUCCUGGAGUUUGUCGAGAAGAUGCCCAACGGCCUGGACACCCACGUGGGCGAGCGGGGAAUCACUCUCAGUGGAGGCCAGCGCCAGCGGGUCGCUAUCGCGCGCGCUCUCAUCAAGAAUCCGAAGAUCCUGAUACUGGACGAGGCGACGAGCGCCCUGGACUCUGAGUCCGAGAAGCUAGUGCAAGAGGCUCUAGAGCGGGCUACAAAGGGCCGCACCGUCCUUACGAUAGCCCACCGGCUGAGCACGAUACGCAACGCGGACAAGAUAGCCGCCCUGGACGGGGGAAGGGUGGUGGAGAGCGGCACCUACGAGGAGCUGAUGGCUCUGCCGGAUGGCCUCUUUCGGAAGCUCGUCAAGUACCAGACUUUCGGGUGAAGCUUGCCCUGCUGCGUGAAACGGAGUGUCUACGACUACUAGACGAAGAAACGAAACGUCGAGAUAAGCAAUUAUUGUGUCAUUGUGCGAUGCGAUGCGGUCGAAAGAAAGAGAGAGAGAGAGAGAGAGAGAUUUUUGUACGAGGCUCCUUCACGAAACAAAAAGAACACGUGUAACGGAGGAAAGGCAGCACUAGCGGUGAAUAUUUUUGAAGGCCCAAGAAAAAAAAAAAUUCGCGCGUUUCAAUAUAUUUUUAUAUAAUCUACUUGACGGACCCAAUAAUUUUUAUAAAUAUUUUCCUCCGCUCGAGUCGCAAAACCCCGGAUUUCACUGCGCGCACGUGUUCCCUGCAUUGACGAAGGGAGGAGAGAGUAAACCUAUAAUCCCAGCCUUGAACUUCAAAGCCAAUUCUAUCAAGUUACUCGCUUAUCUCUGAUAUGGUUGGAAUUUGUAUUGAUAAAACGAAAAAUCUAAAGAGAGGGAUGGUGGGUGGCGAGAGAGAGAGAGAGAGUGAAAAAAAGGCACGUGUAGCGUCAUCCGCUUGUAGUAUAUUCGUGUGUACUCACACUUUCACUCGCGGCUGUAUAUCGCGCUAGCCAGCCAGCCAGUGAGAAUCACGCAGGUCACUAUUUAAAUUUACGCAGUUCCGUCUCCUCAGUCGGCUUCCGAGCUUAGACGGGCGUAUAUUAUAUGCAUACAACAUUAGCUCCUGUGUAUAUACACUUGCAGCGACUGACGUUUCGUUCCGCGUCUCUGCGCUGCCUCUCUUGUAAUAUCGUACCUGUUGUGUCUCCGUCAACUGACGCUCGAGGGUCAGCGAUCAACCACCCCUUUCGAACGACCGCUGUGCGGAAAUCUUUUAGUUUGUUUUAAAAAUCUGUUGUUUUUUUUCCCCUCGUACAGAUCGGUCGACCGAUUUAUAAAUAAAUUUCCUAGAAGCGUAAAAAGUGUAACUUUCAUUAACGGUCGCACUUGAAAGCCUUGUUUCGUUUCCCGUGUAGACAUGUCGAUGCUGUGCUGCAAAAUCGUGGGCAGACGAGCGACGAGUGGUUUAACACUACGGUCGAUCAGUUUUGCCAAUCACGCGAGUUACAGCAGCAGCGGCAACACUGGUGUACUGGAAAGUCGGUAUGGGGAAAUCGAGGCGCCAAACCAGACGCUCAGCCAGUUCGUCUGGUCAAAGUCGGAAAAUUGGAAAGACAAGGCCGCCGUGGUAAUCUCUACUACACUAAUCUAUCUCAAUAUGUCUUGAUCAUGCAUUUUCGAACUCGUUUUCGAACUCAUGCUCGGUUUCUCAUCGUAUUUUUUUUUUUUUUAUACUGCACCCCAAGGGAGCAUAAUUAUAAUACGUCUCGUGUUGUGGUGACAUCACUGCUCGACGAGAGAGCGAAAGAAGAGUAAACAAAAUCAAUCUAUUGUCUCUCCCUCGACAACCACAAACGCAUAAAUACAUAUAACACGUGUUUAACACGCGUUCGUGCUGCCGCUGAUGUUAAAUGAGCGUAUCCCUCUCUCUCUUUCUCUAAAAACUCGUGUAUUUUUCACAAUUAUUUUGGAGCUCGCUGUAGGCAAUAAUUAGUCGCUAAUGCGAACGCGGGCGCGCUUACGCAAGCUGUGCAUGUGCGAUACGGUCAUUACAAUACGCGAUCGACGUUACUACAACCUAUCGCACAUGCAUACACACAUUAUUCGCGUAUGAUUUCCUCGAGUAAGAUCAAGACGUCUGUUUAUUUUAACUAUUUUUUUGUUUCAUCUCCUCUUUAGGGCUCGUUGAUUGACUGUUAGCGAUUUAAUCGGCAAUAUUGGGGGCGCGUUGGACGAUACUCUCCCCCUCUCUCUCUCUCUCUCUCUUUCGAUCUGCACGGCAUCAAGUGUCAUAUCAUUUUUUUCCUUCCUCGAUAGUUUAUUUGUUAGUAUCAUAGCGGUACGUGGACAGAUUUUGGUAAUUGUUGUUAAAGUUGGUUGUAACUUUUUAAAUCGGUACAUCAGUUUAUUGGUGAAUAUAAUCAAGUUUUUGUUUAAUAAUGCAGCUGAAAGCUUUGUA
Copidosoma floridanum is the source of this 4303-nucleotide messenger RNA. Its product is annotated as ATP-binding cassette sub-family B member 10, mitochondrial. The record is from RefSeq and is a predicted model, not a curated record. Gene Ontology annotation, molecular function: ATP binding; ABC-type oligopeptide transporter activity; ATP hydrolysis activity. Gene Ontology annotation, cellular component: mitochondrial inner membrane. NCBI's taxonomy places the organism in Eukaryota, Metazoa, Arthropoda, Insecta, Hymenoptera, Encyrtidae. Gene Ontology annotation, biological process: oligopeptide export from mitochondrion.